AGGUUACUCGAAUAAGCAUGGAUUCCGAUCUAUACGACGAGUUUGGCAACUACAUUGGACCUGAACUUGGCUCAGAUGAUGAUGAAAAUGAAGAUGAUGUUCCACUUGCGGGUGAUGGGGAAGAAGAAGCUGAAGAAGGGGAUGAUCAGGAGGAAGUGGAGGAUGAUGCCGAAGAGAUUCCUCAAAACCAGAUAGUUCUCCACGAAGACAAGAAGUACUACGCAUCUGCUGUCGAGGUUUAUGGUGAAAAUGUGGAAACCAUUGUGCAAGAAGAAGAUGCGCAACCUCUCACAGAACCCAUCAUCAAACCUGUUACCCAGAGGAAAUUCCAGUCAGUGGAGCACAAUCUACCUGAGACUGUUUACAACAAAGAGUAUCUGGCUGAUCUUAUGGACUGUCCUCAUAUAAUGAGAAAUGUCGCCAUUGCUGGUCAUCUUCAUCAUGGAAAGACAACGUUCUUGGACUGCCUCAUGGAACAAACACAUCCUGAGUUUUUCCGUGCAGAAGAUGCUGACACCAGAUACACCGAUACGCUUUUUAUCGAACAACAACGCGGUUGCUCUAUCAAGGCAAUGCCUGUUACAAUCGUGAUGCAAGACACUCGUCAUAAGAGUUACCUCUUGAAUAUUAUCGAUACUCCAGGUCAUGUGAACUUCUCGGACGAAGUAACAGCAGCUUAUCGCCUUUGUGAUGGUGUUGUCAUUGUUGUUGACGCACAUGAGGGUGUUAUGAUGAACACCGAACGAGUAAUUCGACAUGCUGUUCAAGAACGUUUGCCAAUCACGUUAUGUGUCAAUAAAAUCGAUCGCCUAAUUUUGGAGCUGAAAAUGCCUCCCGCGGAUGCUUACUACAAACUGCGACUGGUCAUCGACCAAGUGAAUGCUUUGCUCCAAACGUUCUCAGAGGAGGAAAAUACUGUGCUGUCUCCUUUGCUAGAGAAUGUGAUCUUUGCAUCUGGCCGCUACAACGUAUGCUUCUCGCUCCUCUCUUUUGCCAACAUCUAUGCUGAUCGUUAUGGAAACAUCAAUGCUCAUGAGUUUGCACGUCGGCUCUGGGGUGAUAUCUAUUUCGACAAAAAUACUAGAAAGUUCUCGAAGAAACCACCCAGUGCAAAUGCACAUCGGACAUUUGUGGAGUUCAUCCUGGAACCACUCUACAAAAUCUUCAGCCAGGUUGUGGGAGAUGUGGAUACCUGUUUGCCGCACAUGAUGUCUGAACUGAACAUCAAGCUUACAAAAGAAGAGCAGAAAAUGAAUGUGCGACCAUUGAUUGCGCUUAUUUGCAAGCGCUUCUUUGGAGACUUCAAAGCAUUUGUGGACCUAGUUGUGAAGAAUAUCAAAUCUCCCAUAGAGAACGCAAAGACGAAAGUGGAACACAUCUGGCUUGGUCCUGCUGACAGUAAGCUAGCAGCAGAGAUGUCCAAAUGUGAAGCAAAUGGUCCACUGAUGGUUCACACUACCAAGAACUAUCCAACAGCAGACGCUACCUCUUUCCGAGUGCUUGGGCGUGUCAUGAGCGGUACUAUCGAAAGCAAUGCAGAUGUACGGGUGCUUGGAGAGAACUACAGUAUUCAGGAUGAGGAAGACUGUCGGCGUCUAACAGUAGGCAGGUUAUGGGUCCAUGUGGCUAGGUAUCAAAUUGAAGUUUCUCGAAUACCGGCUGGUUGCUGGGCCCUCAUCGAAGGUAUCGAUCAACCGAUUGUGAAGACAUCGACCAUUGCUGAACUGGAGUAUGAGGAGGAUAUGUACAUUUUCCGUCCGCUAAAGUUUAAUACUAAGAGUGUAGUGAAGAUGGCCAUCGAGCCAAUCAACCCUUCUGAAUUGCCGAAAAUGUUGGACGGUCUGCGGAAAGUCAACAAAUCUUAUCCACUGCUUACAACACGUGUUGAAGAAUCUGGAGAACAUGUUUUGCUGGGAACUGGUGAACUAUAUAUGGACAGCGUCAUGCAUGAUAUGCGAAAGGUGUUCUCUGAAAUUGACAUCAAAGUAGCUGAUCCUGUUGUGACAUUCUGUGAGACCGUUGUGGAGACAUCAUCACUGAAAUGUUUCGCUGAAACGCCGAAUAAAAAGAACAAAAUCACAAUGAUUUCUGAACCACUCGAAAAAGGGUUAGCUGAAGAUAUCGAGAAUGAGGUGGUUCAAAUUGGUUGGAAUCGGCGCAGGAUUGGAGAGUUCUUCCAAACAAAAUAUGACUGGGAUUUGCUAGCAGCUAGAUCUAUCUGGGCAUUUGGGCCGGAUAUCGCUGGCCCUAAUGUCCUGCUCGAUGAUACUUUACCUUCUGAGGUUGACAAGCAACUUCUCGGUACUGUACGCGAGUCUCUUGUGCAAGGCUUCCAAUGGGCAACUCGUGAGGGUCCACUUUGUGAAGAACCUAUCCGAAAUGUGAAGUUCAAAAUGCUGGACGCGGUUAUAGCAAAGGAGCCGUUGUACAGAGGUGGUGGGCAGGUCAUUCCAACAGCUCGACGAUGUGCUUACUCUGCUUUCUUGAUGGCUACACCCCGUCUUAUGGAGCCAUACUUUGUCGUUGAAGUGAUCGCACCCGCUGACUGCGUUUCUUCGGUAUACACUGUUCUAGCAAAACGAAGGGGUCACGUAACAACGGACGCUCCCAUUCCUGGUUCACCUAUGUAUUCAAUAAAGGCGUUCAUCCCUGUGAUGGAUUCAUUCGGUUUUGAGACUGACUUGCGAACCCAUACACAAGGACAGGCAUUCUGCAUGUCGGUGUUCAACCAUUGGCAGAUCGUGCCUGGAGAUCCGUUAGACAAGUCAAUCGUCAUCCGCCCUCUGGAAUUGCAGCCAACACCUCAUCUAGCUAGAGAAUUUAUGAUCAAAACCAGGAGAAGGAAAGGUUUGUCGGAGGAUGUCUCUGUCAACAAAUUCUUCGACGAUCCUAUGCUUUUGGAACUGGCCAAGCAACAAGAUGUUUUCAGUUAUUCGGGAUUCUAACCUUCUUGUUGUCAUGGCUGUACUUUGUUGUUACUGUUACAAUGUCUUUGUCAAAUCGGUGUGUUGUUAUAUUUUUACCGUAACGUGGAAUUUCGUGAUCGGGUGCUAAUAUUCCUUCCAAAUUUGUUUCUCUUGAAUGGUUUUAUAUAUUCACA
Molecule: messenger RNA, 3100 nt
Organism: Cylicocyclus nassatus
Lineage: Eukaryota; Metazoa; Nematoda; Chromadorea; Rhabditida; Strongylidae
Source: the annotation of a GenBank genome assembly